Molecule: messenger RNA, 1680 nt
Organism: Silurus meridionalis
Lineage: Eukaryota; Metazoa; Chordata; Actinopteri; Siluriformes; Siluridae
Product: macrophage mannose receptor 1-like
Exons: 6
Coding region: 103-891 (262 amino acids)
Source: RefSeq, a predicted model, not a curated record
GGAGGAUCAAAAAAGGAAAGGAAUGGAUACAGUUAAAGUCAGCGACAUUUACAAGGGUUAGGACCAGAGGACCAGAGCAUCUCUACCAUCAUUAACUCAGUUAUGGCUUCAGCAUUGUUCUUCAUUCUGCUUUUCUCAGGACUGUGGGCUCUCGCUUUGGGCGCAUCACGUCAUUAUUAUGUGGUGGAAGUGAAAGCAACAUGGGACGAUGCUCAGAAAUGGUGCAGGGAGAAUUACAGUGACUUGGCUACUAUUGAGAAUGAGGACGAAAUGAAUGCUGUAAAAGAGCUUCUCAAGGGGAAAAAGGUCAAAUUCUGGAUAGGACUGAAACAAAACAUGACAUAUUGGAACAUUUAUAAAGAAAGGUCCUGGUUCUGGUCAGAUGGGGCCAGAUUCAACUACACAUACUGGUGUUAUGGAGAACCGAACAAUGAUGAUGAGAAGAGGCACUGUGUGGAAGUCUAUAAAGGAAAUAACACAUGGAACGAUGCAAACUGUGAACACUCAAAUUCAUUUAUCUGUUAUAGAAAACGACCUCCAAUCACUGUGAUUGCUCAGAAUAAGACGUGGCAAGAAGCUCUGAGGUUCUGCAGACAGAACCAUGUGGACCUGCUCUAUAUUUACUCGAAGGAAAUGCAGGACUGGGUUGAAUACGCCACUCAAAACGUCACCACCGAUGUGUGGAUUGGUCUGCGUCACACCUGCGCUCUCGGCUUCUGGUACUGGGUGAGUGGUAAAACCAUCUGCUACCAAAACUGGGCGCCAGGGAACGGAACCGGAGUGGAAGACUGUAAUGGUGUGGAGAGAACUGGAGCUCUGCUGGCUGGAAGUAAGAAGUGGGUCAGUCUGACACAGACUCAAGAACUCAACUUCAUCUGCAUCACCUUCUAGUGGAGAAUUUGGAACUUAACUGGAUUCUCAUCUCUCAGGACCAGACUUUUUACCCUGUUGUUACCUUAUUUCUGUAAUAAAGUACAAUUUAAAGUUUCUUUAUGGUGUUGGUUUAUACUUUUACCUGACUUUACUCAAUAUCUAUUCAUAACCAGAAUGUUAGCUAGUGUGUAAAAGUUUAAUAUGUGUAACUUUAAUUUAGUUUCAUGAUCAGUAAUAUGUUACUCAGCUCUUUUAUGGAGAAUUCAUAUUUUUGAUUUGAUUGGGGUAGUUUGCUACAUUAUGUGAUGAGCAAUUUUCCAGCACAUGUUGCAUUUCAAAAGACUGCUGUAUUAUAAUCUGGCUAAACUUAAACUAAUCAAUAACAAAAUUAAAAACUUUUUUUUAUUACUAUAUUUUUUUGUAGUAAUUACAAUGUUAAUGUAAAUUCCCAUCACUGCUGAUUUGUAUAUUGAUGUUUUUUACUCAAACAAUAACUAGAUAUUCUUCCAUUACUCACUCUUUAUUGUUUGAUACUUAAUCAUUGUAUAUUUUUUAUUCGAGCCUUGUACAUGUCUACAAUCUUGCCACUGACCUCCUUUGACAGCUCUUUGGUCUUUCUCAUGGUCAUGGAGAGGUUUAAAUGGAAGACGCUGAUUCUGUGACUGGUAAAUGGUCUUUAUACACAAAACGAGUUGAUAUUAGGAGCACUUUUCUGAAGUAACACUAUUGAUUUGGGUGUGUGGGCGUCAGGAUUCUUGCUGGUUGGUAUGGAAUGAAAUACGUAUUUUACUUAUAUAUACACAGUAC